AUCCACUCAAACAAACAUGCCGCCUUCUUGUGCAAAGACUGCGAACUGCGGAAGCAACGCAACUGGGAAGCACGAAGGUCGAAGAGGUCGUAGAGGAGCUGCGACGGAGACACCAGACACGAAUACCAGCCGACCUGCGGCCUCCAGACGCGCCUCCUCCCUCCGUCCACGCGUUCAGGUCCCUGCGUCGGCCGUCUCCCUCCUCCGGCUCUCUGAGUCCGACUCUGCCCUAUGCGGCUCUGCCUCCUCCUUCAGUAACAAUUUUUUUACUGCUUAGCUCACCCCACCCCUCAUUCCUGGAUCCGCCCUUGCUCACGCCUCGUCUACUCACAGCUCUCAGGCCUCAGCAGUGGCUCAGCCCUGCCUCCAGGACCACGACCAAGUCACUGAAGUGCCUCACAAGUAGCACCUUUACUCGGCCCGAGUUAAUUAUCCGAGUUACUCGCCCAGUACUCGGCGAGUUAGUCAACUCGGUGAGUUGGUCAAAUGGGCCAGUUACUCGCUACUACUCUGUGUAUUAAAAAAGCUGCGCACAAAACCUAAAAGUCUCAAACUAUUUUAAGCGGUCAUAUUUUGGGGCUUCGACCAGUGCUGCUACAUCGUUAGGAGCUGCGACUGGCAGUGUCGGUCAUCUUUUGGGGCUUCGACCAGUGCUGCUUCAUUGUUUGGAGCUGCGACUACUAGAAGCUGCCAGUUCUACGAAUCUACAGUGCUGCUGGGAGUCACCUGCGAGUGCUACAGGGUUGCUGCGAGGUGCUACAGUUUCUCCAUUAGUUAAAAUGAGUGACGAAGAGGUAAAAGGUUCUUCUGAUCAAGAUAGGGAAGAAAUAAAUGUUAGUGUGGAGAUUCGUAAAAAGAAAAGGAAGCUAAAACUAAGGGAGGAAGCUAAGAAGGCUGGAAAACGUGGAGUUUGCUACAUGAGCCGGGUGCCUCCACACAUGGAUCCUGUGAAGCUCCGUCAAAUUCUGUCUCAGUUUGGUGAGAUUCAGCGAAUUUAUCUUGUUCCUGAAAAUCCAGCUGCACAAAUGAAUAGUAAACGGGCUGAUGCUUAUCGUGGACAAGGAUUUUCAGAAGGGUGGAUUGAGUUUACAAAAAAGAGCAUAGCUAAAAGGGUCGCUAAGAUGUUAAACGGUCAACAAAUAGGUGGCAGGAAAAGGUCAGCAUUCUACUAUGAUCUUUGGAAUAUCAAGUACUUGAGUAAAUUCAAGUGGGAUGAUCUUACUGAAGAGACUGCGCAUAACAAUGCCGUUCGGGAGCAGAAGUUAACAUUGGAACUGUCAGCUGCGAAGAAGGAACGAGAUUUCUUCCUCACACAAGUUGACAAAGCCCGUGCCUUGAGUGCUAUUGAGGAACGGUUAAAAAAGAAGCAGAAAGUAGUAGAAAAGUCAGUAGAGUCUUCUGGCAUUCCAGAAAAAGCGGAUGGGCCAAGAAAGUUCAUUAGGCAAUUCCACCAGAAGACGGCAGUGGCAGCAGCAGGAGCUGGAGAAAGGCAAACUAGACUGUCUAAGGAUACACUAGUGGCAGUGUUUGGUGGCCCAUCGUGAUUGCAUUUUCCGCUGCAUGAGUGUAAAAUAUGUCUCAGGGAUGAGGUGUCAACGAUACAACAUUUCAUGAUUUCUUAUGAUUUCCUUCAUGAAGUACUGUUUAUUAACAUAUAUUAUGAUUCUUGUUCAUAGAAACUGUUGUUUACUCUCUUUCUUGGAAAAGAAACGCGUUUUAUUUAGUAUUGAAAACUGAAAAGAUGAGCAUUUUAUUUUAUACAUAUACAUAUAUGCCGUGU
Messenger RNA from Cuscuta europaea, 1780 nucleotides. The record is from the annotation of a GenBank genome assembly. Lineage: Eukaryota; Viridiplantae; Streptophyta; Magnoliopsida; Solanales; Convolvulaceae.